AUGGAAGAAGGUGCUGGGUGGCUGACACCAACUUCAAUUUUUCUCAUCUUGUUUCUCUUUCUCUCUAAAUAUGUACUACUAAAGAGAAAAGCCAAGCAUAGAAACCUACCACCUAGCCCACCUGCUUUACCACUCAUAGGCCAUCUCCAUCUCAUAAAAGAACCUCUCCACCGAAGUUUAGAAAAGCUCAAAGAAAAAUAUGGUCACAUAAUAUUUCUCAAACUUGGAACACGCAAAGUCCUUGUUGUAUCCUCACCUUCAGCAGUAGAAGAAUGUUUAACAAAGAAUGAUAUAACAUUUGCAAACCGUCCCCAAACACUCGCUGGGAAAUACCUCAACUACGAUGGUAAGACAGUGGGGUUUGCUUCCUAUGGCGACUAUUGGCGCAACCUCCGGCGUCUAACAACCAUUGAGCUUUUCUCAAACAAUCGCCUUGGUAUGUUCGCAAGAGUUCGAGAGGAAGAGAUACAGUUGUUGGUGAAACAACUGUUUAAAGAAUGCAAAGGAUCACAAACUUCAAAGGUAAACCUCAGAGACAAACUUGUAGAGCUUUCUUUCAAUAUCAUGUUAAGGAUGCUCUCAGGGAAACGGUACUAUGGUGAUGAUGUUAUUGCACAAGAAGGGAAGGAAUUCCAGAGUCUUAUGAAGGAGUACGUAGAGCUUGUGGGAAGUGGAAAUUUAAAUGACUUCUUAACAAUACUUCAAUGGGUUGAUUUCCAAGGUAUCAAAAAGAAGAUGGUGAAGGUGAUGAACAAGAUGGACAUCUUCCUUCAGAACCUCAUUGAGGAGCAUCGCAGAAACAGGCGCGUGAGUUCAACAAAGGAACAAAGGAACAUGACGAUUAUUGAUCUUAUGUUGGACCUGCAACGAGAUGACCCACAAUUCUACACGGAAGAAACUAUCAAAGCUCUUAUUCUGGCAAUGCUUGUAGCUGGGUCUGAAACAUCGGCUAUUACCAUGGAAUGGUCACUGUCGCUUCUCCUCAACAAUCCAGAUGCAAUGAAAAAGACUAGGUUUGAGAUAGACACUUAUGUGGGACAACAUCAUCUGUUGAACGAACUAGAUACUGCAAAACUCAAAUACCUGCAAAAUGUAAUUACCGAGACAAUGCGCCUCUACCCUGUGGCUCCACUCAUGAUACCCCAUGAGUCCUCUAAAGAUUGCAAGGUUUGUGGUUUUGAUAUACCAGAAGGGACAAUGCUAUUUGUUAAUCUAUGGACCCUGCACAGGGACGCUGAGUGGUGGGUUGAACCAACAAGGUUUGAGCCAGAGAGAUUUGAGAGAGGGGAAGGUUCUGAUGUACUUUACAAUAUGAUUCCAUUUGGUAUUGGAAGGAGAGCUUGCCCUGGAGCUCCUUUGGCAAAACGUGUUAUGGGGCAUGCAUUAGGUGCCUUGAUUCAGUGUUUUGAGUGGGAAAGAAUUGGGGAUCAAGAAAUCAACAUGAUGGAAGGUGUAGGGCUUACCAUGCCCAAAGUUGAGCCCUUGGUGGCCGUAUGCAGGCCACGCCAAGGCAUGAUCAAGGUUCUGUCGAACAUAUAA
This is a messenger RNA of Gastrolobium bilobum, 1539 nucleotides long. Its product is annotated as cytochrome P450 81Q32-like. The transcript is spliced from 2 exons. The record is from RefSeq and is a predicted model, not a curated record. Bases 1 to 1539 code for a protein of 512 amino acids. Gene Ontology annotation, molecular function: iron ion binding; oxidoreductase activity, acting on paired donors, with incorporation or reduction of molecular oxygen; monooxygenase activity. Lineage: Eukaryota; Viridiplantae; Streptophyta; Magnoliopsida; Fabales; Fabaceae.